AUGCUGCUGUACUUCUCAUUUGACAAGAAAAGUCGUGCAAUUCGACGUCUUUACUCAGUUUUGUAUGGUGACACAAGAUAUAUAACCAAUCCAGUUCAUAUUUUGAUCAAGACAAAAAAUAUCUAUAUGAAUGGUGAACAACAAAAGCAACAUCAAUCAAUAUCAAAUUCUUUAUCAACUGGUCCUACAACACAUUCAACUCAAUAUUCAUCUCAAUCACGACGUCAAUUUCAUUCACGAACAGAAACCGACGUCAACUCUCUAAGUGCUUUUUUGCUUCACAUCAAUUCUUUUUGUGGGAAUCAAUUAACAGAAUCGAAAUCAUUAAAGAGAAAUCAUGAUUCCAAGGAACACUUAUCUUCUGAUACUAAUGAAAGUAAAAACUCUACUGGAAAACAUUACUAG
Molecule: messenger RNA, 405 nt
Organism: Adineta ricciae
Lineage: Eukaryota; Metazoa; Rotifera; Eurotatoria; Adinetida; Adinetidae
Source: the annotation of a GenBank genome assembly